Molecule: messenger RNA, 2625 nt
Organism: Psammomys obesus (fat sand rat)
Lineage: Eukaryota; Metazoa; Chordata; Mammalia; Rodentia; Muridae
Gene: Ap1ar
Product: adaptor related protein complex 1 associated regulatory protein
Exons: 10
Coding region: 255-1151 (298 amino acids)
Biological process (GO): negative regulation of cell motility; regulation of Arp2/3 complex-mediated actin nucleation; negative regulation of substrate adhesion-dependent cell spreading
Molecular function (GO): AP-1 adaptor complex binding
Source: RefSeq, a predicted model, not a curated record
GGGCCUCCCGCGGCUGCCGGGGCGGAGACGGGCGCGGGCUGGUGCCGAGCAGGCCAUGCGGACAGCUGGCGACCUGGGACCCCACGGCCCUGCGCUGGUCCCUCGAGCCGCGGUAGCCCGGAGCCCGCGGGCCUAGCGGCGGCCUUUGUUCCCUCCGUCGCCGUCUGCCGCGCUCCGGUCGGCGCGGAUGCAGCUGCUCCGCCUGGGCUCGCGCUCGGGGCUGCAGAAGGAGCGGCGGCGCCGGGCGGGAUGCGAUGGGGAACUGCUGUUGGACGCAAUGCUUCGGGCUGCUCCGCCGGGAAGCCGGUCGGCUGCAGCGAGCGGGCGGAGGAUCAAAAUAUUUCAGAACAUGCCCAAGAGGAGAGCACCUGACCAUAGAGUUUGAGAAUCUAGUAGAGAGUGAUGAAGGGGAGAGCCCCGGAAGCAGCCAUAGGCCACUUACUGAGGAAGAAAUUGUUGACUUACAAGAGAGGCACUAUGAUUCUAUUGCUGAGAAACAGAAAGCUGUGGAUAGGAAAAUCCAGAGGGAGUUAGCCUUACAAGAGGAGAAGUUAAGACUAGAAGAAGAAGCUUUAUACGCUGCCCAGCGUGAAGCAGCCAGGGCAGCAAGGCAGCGAGCGCUCCUGGAGCAAGAAAAACAGAGAGCUGCACAGCACUAUCAUCCUAGCAGUGGAGACUAUCAAAGUGCAGGACCAGAAGAUGACUUUGAAUAUUGUUUGAGAAAUACAAAGUCACAGUACGAAGUUUUUCGAAGUAGUAGGCUCUCAUCUGAUGCCACAGCACUGACACCAAAUACCGAAAGCAGCUGUGACCUACUGACCAAAACCAAAUCAACUAGUGGAAACGACGACAGCACCUCCUUGGACCUGGAGUGGGAAGAUGAAGAAGGAAUGACCAGGACGUUGCCAAUGAGAGAGCGCUCCAAGACAGAAGAAGACAUUCUGCGGGCUGCACUGAAGUACAGCAGCAAGAAGGGUAGCAACCCCACGUCGGCCUCUGAUGACUCCAAUGGACUGGAGUGGGAGAACGACUUUGUCAGUGCUGAGAUGGACGAUAAUGGCAAUUCUGAGUAUUCUGGGUUUGUGAAUCCUGUGUUAGAACUGUCAGAUUCUGCCACCAAGCAGUCUGAUAUGGAUCAGCAGAUCAGAUAGGAUGAAUCUUGUGACCUUACUUACCAAAUGUUAACAAUCAACCAGAAUGUACAGUUGGCAUGCCAAGCCUUUUUGUAAGGUGGCAAAAACAACCAUGUGACAAAUGUUUGUUCUCCUAGAAGCAGCAGCAAUAGAGGACAGAGCUGAAUGCUUCAGUCAAGUGCGAUUUCAACAUCUGCCUCUGCGCCCCAGGACUGCCUCGCUGACUCUGACAUAUCAAACACUCAUGGCAUCUGUUCACCCAGGUCAAGCUCUGCAUCUUAAAUCUGUAUUAGUUUUACUUUGAUUGCUUUACAAAGCCUAUCUUACUAUGGAAAUAAACCUGAAAGUAUUUCUUUGUUGUUAAUUCUCAGCAUAGGUGGUAAAGGCAGCAUGAGGAGGGACGGUUAGAUUCAUGUGGAAGGCUCGUUUUUCCUUUUUCAGCACUGUUUACUUUGGUUCCUUGUUUUAAUUUGUUGUCUGGCAGCCAGUAGAUAGCUGGAGAUGUCCCAAGGCAUGCUGGUGUCCGGCCUCUCCUCACCUGUCACAUACACAUACCCGGCUUGUUGCUCACCCCUCUAAAUGAAGGACAGUAAGACUAGAGAAGCUUCCGGAGCUUGGGCACUUUGAGUUGGUGACAAUUAAAACUAAUCCUUAAAAAUAUCUAUUUAAAAGUUGUACUUCCUUUUACAUACCACUAUAUUGGCUUUAAAUUGAGAUCUUGAGUUUCAUUUUUUUUUUUCAGUUCUGUAUUUCCAGUGAAUGAUCUUUGAAAGAUUUUACACAGAAAAUAUUCUGUGAAUGACUUAAGAAAACACUAAAAUACGGGUAUUUGAAAGUAAAUAAAAUCCUUUCUGCUAUGAAAGGUCCCAGUGAUUGUAUUGCCCUUUACUCUGCCUUGUGGUACAAGGUGCUUUGUGGGGUAGAGCUAAUUCAUGGGUGUAUGGAAGCCGUAUAAAAGGCCAGGGCUGUGAAACGUUCCCUGACUGCAUUGCUUGGUUUGGCUGAGGACUGGGUGUCACUUGGGCAAGCACACUAUAGUCUGUCUAUCUUGCUGUUUUCUCUCUUCAGCAGUGAUGGUGCAUGCUCUCAACAGUACAAGCAGGUCCCGGUAGGAAUAGUCAAGUUCUUGCUGUAUGUGAAAAAUUAUGUGGCCCUUUCGGUAUUUGAACUGCUGUACAAUGACAUCUGUAGUCUUGCCAUUUUUUAAUCUCGUACAAAUAAAUACACUUUGAUAUGUAAAUACACAUUAGGUUAUGCCAUUAUUUAUAUCUGUCUUAAAAUUUAAAUUGUAGGCGUGUCAUGGAAAUAAUUUAAAGGUACUCUAUAUUCACAUUGCCUGUGUUAAUGCUUUUUAAGGUUUAUAUUACAUCAGAUGUAUAUUUUUGGUUUGGCAUAAGCUACUGUUGUAAUUUUCUUGGCUUUUUGUUCAUAAAGAAUUUUCUGAAGGAAUGGUAACCUCUCAAGGAUUGUGAAUAAACAUUUUUACAUUUAA